This is a messenger RNA of Puntigrus tetrazona (Sumatra barb), 3943 nucleotides long. RefSeq names its product G3BP stress granule assembly factor 2a (gene g3bp2a). The transcript is spliced from 13 exons. Gene Ontology annotation, molecular function: mRNA binding. Gene Ontology annotation, cellular component: ribonucleoprotein complex; cytosol. The coding region runs from base 252 to 1775 and encodes 507 amino acids. The record is from RefSeq and is a predicted model, not a curated record. NCBI's taxonomy places the organism in Eukaryota, Metazoa, Chordata, Actinopteri, Cypriniformes, Cyprinidae.
GUUCCAGUGUGACGGGGGUUCUUGUCCCAGAUCGCAGGGGUUAGACAAUAAGGAUCCAAACAGCAGCAUUUCCAUUAAUAACACAGCAUAGAUGGAAUUUAUCUCUCUGUGGUUUUGAGCAGCUGUCGCUGACACACAUACAACAGUUAUAAUUGUAUAAGACGACUUGAAUAAUUCGUCUUCUUUUUUAUUUAACCACUUAAAUAAAUCAAAUAGAUCCCAGGAAAAGAUUCUGACGCUUUAGCAAGGAAAUGGUGAUGGAGAAGCCCAGUCCCCUGCUGGUAGGGCGGGAGUUUGUGAGACAGUAUUACACACUUCUCAAUAAGGCACCAGACUUUCUGCACAGAUUCUAUGGACGAAACUCCUCCUAUGUCCAUGGUGGACUGGAUUCGAACGGGAAGCUGUCAGAGGCAGUCUACGGGCAAGCUGAGAUACAUAAGAAGGUAAUGUCUCUGCAGUUCAGUGAGUGCCACACAAAAAUCCGACACGUGGAUGCCCAUGCCACUCUGAGUGAUGGUGUGGUUGUCCAGGUGAUGGGAGAGCUUUCCAACAAUGGGCAACCCAUGAGGAAGUUCCUACAGACAUUUGUACUGGCUCCAGAGGGUUCCGUGGCCAAUAAGUUUUAUGUUCACAACGACAUCUUCCGAUACGAGGAUGAGGUGUUCGGUGACUCUGAGGCGGAGCUUGAUGAAGAGUCCGAAGAAGAAGCUGAUGAGCCAGAAGACAGGCAACCAUCACCCGAACCCCUCCAGGACAGCCCCAGUAAAGCAAACUGCUAUGAGCCCCAUCCCGUGAGCUGUAACAAUGGCGUGGAAGAAGCUCACGAGGAAGCGGUUAUGGAGCUAGAACCUGAGGUUGCUCCAGAACCCAAGACUGAGGAGUCGAAGCUCAAGGCAGAGGAGAAGGUCAUAGAAGAGUUUGAGGAGAAGGCACCGUCUCCUGUUCCUAUGGAAUCACCACCUAACAUACAGGAACCACCCAAAACUUCAUCUUGGGCUUCUGUGACCAGCAAAAAUUUGCCUCUUGCUGGGACUGUUCCAUCCUCUGGAGCUCAGCCACAUGUUGUUAAAGCACUAAACUCACAGGCCAGGGUUGAGACCAAGCCGGAGGUAUCAUCAGCUACCAUCCGUCCACGUGACCAGCGUAUCCGUGACAGACCUUCAGUAACCUCGAGAGGGCCUAGACCUGAUGGCGUCUCGUCCUCUGACCCUCAAACUGGGAAGCCACACUUCAGCUUUGUGAAUAAAGGAAGGGGAGAUGAGUCGAGUGAAAUGGACAGCAGAAGGGUUGUCAGGUAUCCAGACAGUCAUCAGCUGUUUGUUGGAAAUCUCCCUCACGACAUCGAUGAGAGUGAACUCAAGGACUUCUUUAUGACAUUCGGAAAUGUUGUUGAGCUGCGUAUCAACACCAAAGGCACCGGAGGAAAGAUUCCCAACUUUGGCUUUGUUGUCUUUGAUGACUCCGAGCCAGUGCAGAGAAUUUUAGGAGUUAAACCUAUCAUGUUCCGUGGUGAGGUGCGUCUGAAUGUGGAGGAGAAAAAGACGAGGGCGAUGCGUGAGCGGGAAACUCGCAGUGGAGGCGGAGAAGACCGGCGGGACACGAGGCGUAAUGAGCGCGGUCCGGGCGGCCCGCGGGCCAUCGCCGGGAGCAGCAUGAUGCGAGACCGUGACGGCAGAGGCCCACCUUCACGCGUUUCCACCGUACCUAAAGCAGGCAUGGCCUCUGGGAGGGGCGCAGGUUCUAGCGAGGGCCGUUUUGCUGCUCAGAGGCGUUGAGAGGAGCUCCCCUUAUAGUUUGGUAGUAAAAUGUUCAUUUAUGACGAUAUUGAGAAGUCUAUGUAAAAACAUAUACAUCAGGGUUUUCGUUUUUUUUCUUUCAGUUUUACUUCUUGUGUACACUUGCAUUUUUGCCUUUUGGAAUGUCAGCUGUUUCUUGUGAAACAGAUCAACAACUUGAACAAUGUAAUGACUCAAAACACACUGUUCACUUUAAAUUGGAGUUGUGCUGCAAGUCCUCUGGUUUUUCAUUCAUCAAGUGGUGACCAUUACAGAUGUUAUAGGGAAACAAAUCAGUUAGGUAUAUUUAGUGCUGAUUGAAGUCUAAGUUCUGCUCUGUAAUAUUUCCUUUGACAUUUCCUAUUAGAUUACCUUCCAAUUGCUGUCGGUGUAAAAUGUGCAGAUUGAAAGGUGGCUUUGAAAAAUAUUUUUUUGGUUGUUAGUUUUUUUUUUCAGGCUAGCCUUUUAAUACAUGCUAUUUAGGUAAUUUCACUAAUCGGCUCAUUAAUAAGCUAAAGGCUACCUGUAGACAUAACUGUGAGCUAACAAUUUCAUUUAAUGGUAAUGACUUCAUGCUAAUAGAAAGUUAAAGUACAAGACAGUGAGAGUUUAGACAAGACAUGUCUUCUCCAGUUCUGUUUAUGUACGGUUUUGUUUUUUGUUUUUUUUAUAAUUAUUUUAAUGUACAGAUUUGACAGUACUUUUUUAUGUUCUGGGCCUGCCUGAAUAAGUGAAUGGAGCAUUAUUGAAAGCAUUUGUAAAGUGGAAAGGUACCAUGAAUUUUGUAAAGACGUUUUGGAUUUAUGCUGAAUGUGUUUUUUUUGUAAGGCAGAGUCACUUUAUUGCAUUUUUUUUUUCUUUUUAGUUUUUAUAAUCCUAAUCUCAUUUUGUGAUGUGAGUUUCCUUUUAACAUACAGACACUUGUUCUUGUUUAUUUUAAAUUAAAGCAUAACAGUAUUUAUACAGGGUACAGAGAAACUUUUGCAUUUUUUUGCAUCAAACGUGCAUUUCCGACUUUCCCAAAUGGACUAGUUUUGCGUUCUACAUUUAAAAAAGAAAAAAAAAUGCAAUUGUGGUACUUUAAAUAGCACUGAUUAUAAAAAAAAGUUUAUUUUUUUUUCCCCCUAGACACAUGAGGCUUAAUUUUUUUUACCUGCAGGAACUGUUGGUUUUUUCAGAAUUUUUACCUUAUUGGGAGAAGCAUUAUUUACUGUUCAUUAUUAUUGUUUUUUUUGUUUUUUUUUUCCAUGUGUACCUGUUUAAUUGAUAUCCACACCCGUUUUCCAUUUUCAUAAUGAGGAACGCGUUAAUGCUGUUCUUCAUGAGAGAGAGGAAGCGUAAGUCCAGUGGGGUAGACACUGUUUUCAUUGUGCAGUGGUACUCUGUCUACAAUUUGCACUGAUUUUGUAAGCACAGUUUGAUGUAGCGCUAUUUUUGAUGUUUAAUGUCUUCCGUGUCAGGUAGAUUGCACUUACUGCAGUAUUUCUAGGACAAUCUUCAUCAGGGACAUUGAAUUACUUUUGUUAUCCGUUCAUUUCUUGGGGUGGCUUGUUCUCUUUGGUUGCAGAUACGUUUGCUUUUGGAAGAUUUUGGAAGAAGAUAAGCCUACAGUCCUGCCUAGAGACUUCUUUCCCCAUCAGCUCUACCUAGUUCUUACGUGUUCUGAGUUUGGGACCUGGAACAUUUUAAUUACUGUGUAAAUAAAUGCCACAAUGGCCUUUCUUUUUAGAUGUAAAGUACUUCAUUCAGCCGAAAACUUUGAACGUUUGGAUUACAACAGAGGAAAAAAAGAAGACAAAACACCUAGGGCUUGGUCAAAUAACUGUGCUUUUCAACCCAAAAUAUGCGUCAGACUUUAAUUUGUUUAUUCGCUCAUAUCAUUUAAUCAGAUUCUUUUAACCCUCUAAUCCUAAUGCAAAACAUUGCUUUUCAUGCAGUUACUACGAGGUUUAUAAAUGCUCUGUUUAUAGAUGUAGUUCAUUUUGGUGGAACAAGAACGUGUUCUUGUAUUAGCAGGUGGUUUCCAUGUUAUUUUGCUUAGACUGCAUUUGGUGUGAGUAGAACAUGUUGCAGCUGGGUGUUUAUUUAUUAUUGUUUUUAUUUUUCAUUUUCAAUCGGUUUCAGUGUGUUAGACUUGACAUACAAUAAACUGAAAUCUGUGCUGUUCA